Molecule: messenger RNA, 1221 nt
Organism: Pelecanus crispus (Dalmatian pelican)
Lineage: Eukaryota; Metazoa; Chordata; Aves; Pelecaniformes; Pelecanidae
Product: RH-like protein
Biological process (GO): ammonium transmembrane transport; ammonium homeostasis
Cellular component (GO): plasma membrane
Molecular function (GO): ammonium channel activity
Source: RefSeq, a predicted model, not a curated record
AUGCCUUCUAAUUACCGCAACUUCCGAAACAGUGUGCCAUGGCUAAUCCUUGUCCUGGAAGCUGUUUUUAUCGUCCUCUUUUACUUUUUGUUCCCAGGUGAUGUGGCCGUAUCAAGCGUCUCCUACUCAGCUUUUAAAGAUGUCAACCGCAUGCUGAUUUUUGGAUUUGGCUUUUUCCUGACGUUUCUGAAAAGAUAUGGGUUUAGCAGCACUGGAUUAAACCUCCUGAUCAGUCUACUUGGUGUCCAAUGCUCCGCGCUGAUAGAAGGUUUAUUAGCUUUCCUUCAGCAAAGGGAAAACGAAGGUCAUCUGGAAAGAAUAGCAAAGGCAGCUGUGAGUACAACUGCUGUGGUCAUCUCCACUGGAGCUGUUCUUGGGAAGGCUAAUCCUGUGCAAUUAAUUCUGAUGGCAGUUGUGGAGAUAAUAGUUUUCGAUCUGAGCAGAUGGAUCACCAAAACAUUCCUGCAGAUUCCAGACAAUAUCAGCAUGAUGCAUGUUCACCUGUUUGGAGCCUACUUUGGUCUGGCAGUCUCCUCACGUUUCUCUGAGCCGUCACCAAAGUCUGAGAAGAAUGCAAGUACCCCGAAGUCAGAUUUAUUGUCCAUGUUGGGUACUCUCUUUCUCUGGGUAUUCUGGCCAAGCUUCAAUUCUGUACAAGCUGGGAAUGACAAGAACAAAGCAAUCUGCAACACCUACUUUGCCCUUGCAGUGAGUGCUGUAAUGGCCUUCACAUUGUCUGUUCUGACCACAAAGGAUGGAAAAUUCAGAAUGACUGAUAUCCACAGUGCGGUGCUAGCUGGUGGGGUCACUGUUGGUCAUGCAGCAUGCAGUAUCAACUAUCCUUGGAUUGCAAUGAUUUUGGGUCUGCUUGCCAGUGUGAUAGCCAUAUUAGGAUCUUACUGUUCACAGAGAUGCUUGAAUCCUGCUCUCAAGAUUCAUGACACCUCUGGAAUUCAUUUCACUUUUGGCUUGCCUGGUGUGCUUGGAGCUCUUGCCCACAUUGUUCUCUUAAUAAUAAAAAACUGGACUGACUUCCCAAGAGUGGGUUAUUUGGUCCUGGUUCACUUGGGUGCCUUCUGCCUGACCAUCAGUGUUGCCUUGGUAAUAGGUUUUAUUACAGGUUUAAUCUUAAACCUCAAACUGUUUAAGACCGUCCCUGGAUCAAAGUACUUUGACGACCAGUUCUAUUGGGAGUUUCCCCAUUUGGCUGUUGGAUUUUGA